UUCACGUCUCGGACUGAUGUCUUUGUCCAAACCUGAGCGCAGGGAGCGGAAGUGUCCCCGCUGCCGCUUCCACGGCAUCAUGGUCCCGCAGAGGAACCACACGAGGACGUGCCCGUUUCUCCAGUGCGACUGCUGGAGGUGUUUACAGGUCACUGCGAGUACACGGGUCAGGGCCCCCCAGCCGAGUAGACCCCAGGAUCAGGAGCAGCGACCCGGUGGCCCCGGCUCCGCGGCCCCGCCCGCAGAGGCGCCUCCCUCGGCCACAUCUCCCGGACCCGGGGCCUUGGACCUCCGCUGCAGAGCCGCCGGGGGAGAAGGGCGUGUGGCCCGGCUGGAGAGGAGCGAGGAGCCGCCCCUCACUUCCACCGCAGCUUUCAAUGCUCCGUUCUUUAACGAGAUGUUGGAGAUUCCACCCCAGUUCCUUCCCCUCCCAGUCCUGAUGCCAGUUUAUUACCCAGACACCUUUGCUCCGUAUCCGACCUUCUUCUGCACCCCCCUGUGGGUGACACCUGUGCCUGCUGCCUUUUUCAACAGUGGCCUCCUUGGACCAUGCCCCCAUCUCCCAGCUGCAGUUGAGGCCGGACUUCUGGCUGUGAGUGCUUGUUCCUCUUAACUCGGUACAGAUUGAAUAUUAAAACAUUCUUCAUGUCAUGUGAUAUCAUCAGUGUCGUCCUCCCGUUUCUUUUGAAUGUGUCAGUUCUGGAGACAGCUCCUCUUCAGCCCUUCACCUCCUCCACCUCCAAUGAACCCCUACCCUUCUCCACCUCCUGAGGCCCCC
Hippoglossus stenolepis (Pacific halibut) is the source of this 778-nucleotide messenger RNA. Its product is annotated as doublesex- and mab-3-related transcription factor B1. The coding region runs from base 17 to 613 and encodes 198 amino acids. The transcript is spliced from 2 exons. Gene Ontology annotation, molecular function: sequence-specific DNA binding. NCBI's taxonomy places the organism in Eukaryota, Metazoa, Chordata, Actinopteri, Pleuronectiformes, Pleuronectidae. Gene Ontology annotation, biological process: regulation of DNA-templated transcription. The record is from RefSeq and is a predicted model, not a curated record.